GUGAACUGCAAUCCGAGCCCAAGCCCGCUUGAGCUGCUGUACCGCUCUUGUUUACAGAAGCUACCUGCCCACGACACAAGCUGUCGCUUCCUCUGCAGAAUUGGUCUGAUGGAGCAAAGGCACUCGGCGCAGCUCGGUGCGACAAGGCAUCAAUGCGACCGGUGUGCAUACAGCACGGAUCGUCCUGCAAAUUUGACACGGCACCAGAGAACUCACACAGGAGAGAAACCCUUCAAGUGCAGUGUGUGUGGGAAGGCGUUUGCACAGUCAUCUACUCUUGUAACACACCAGAGAACACACACGGGAAAGAAACCCUUCAAGUGCAGUGUGUGUGGGAAGACGUUUGCAAAGUCAUCUACUCUUGUAACACACCAGAGAACACACACGGGAGAGAAACCCUUCAAGUGCAGUGUGUGUGGGAAGGCGUUUGCACAGUCAUCUACUCUUGUAGCACACCAGAGAACACACACGGGAAAGAAACCCUUCAAGUGCAGUGUGUGUGGGAAGACGUUUGCAAAGUCAUCUACUCUUGUAGCACACCAGAGAACACACACGGGAGAGAAAUCCUUCAAGUGCAGUGUGUGUGGGAAGGCGUUUUCACUUUCAUCUACUCUUGUAAAACACCAGAGAACACACACGGGAGAGAAACCCUUCAAGUGCAGUGUGUGUGGGAAGGCGUUUACACUUUCAUCUACUCUUGUAGCACACCAGAGAACACACACGGGAAAGAAACCCUUCAAGUGCAGUGUGUGUGGGAAGACGUUUGCAAAGUCAUCUACUCUUGUAGCACACCAGAGAACACACACGGGAGAGAAACCCUACAAGUGCAGUGUGUGUGGGAAGGCGUUUGCACUUUCAUCUACUCUUGUAAAACACCAGAGAACACACACGGGAGAGAAACCCUUCAAGUGCAGUGUGUGUGGGAAGACGUUUGCAAAGUCAUCUACUCUUGUAACACACCAGAGAACACACACGGGAGAGAAACCCUUCAAGUGCAGUGUGUGUGGGAAGGCGUUUUCAGAUUCAUCUACUCUUGUAAAACACAAGAGAACACACACGGGAGAGAAACCCUUCAAGUGCAGUGUGUGUGGGAAGGCGUUUUCAAAUUCAUCUACUCUUGUAAAACACAAGAGAACUCACACGGGAGUGAACCCCGUCAAGUGCAGUGUGUGUGGGAAGGCGUUUGCACAGUCAUCUGCUCUUGUAGAACGCCAGAGAACACACACGGGAGAGAAACCCUUCAAGUGCAGUGUGUGUGGGAUAGCGUUUGCACAGUCAGCACAUCUUCAUGUACACCAGAGAACACACAAGCAUCAGAAGAUCCACCAGGAGCAUCAAUGCGACCGGUGUGCAUACAGCACGGAUUGUCCUGCAAAUUUUACACGGCACCAGAGAACUCACACGGGAGAGAAACCCUUCAAGUGCAGUGUGUGUGGGAGGGCGUUUGCACAGUCAUCUGAUCUUGUAAUACACCAGAGAACUCACACGGGAGAGAAACCCUUCAGGUGCACUCCGUGUGGGAAGGCAUUUGCACAUUCAUCUACUCUUGUAAAACACCAGAGAACACACACGGGAGAGAAACCCUUCAAGUGCAGUGUGUGUGGGAAGGCAUUUUCACAGUCAUCUGCUCUUGUAAUACACCAGAGAACACACACGGGAGAGAAACCCUUCAAGUGCACUGUGUGCGGGAAGGCAUUUGCACAGUCAUCAAAUCUUCAUGUACACCAGAGAACACACAAGCAUCAGAAGAUCCACCAGGAGUGGAGUCUGAAAUCAGCUUGUGAAAGUCAAAGUGCUGCAAUGAGCCCAUCCCUCAUCAAACAAGAACCGGAAGAAAAUCCCAGCUUGGACACUUUUAAAGGUAACGAGGUGAAAUAUGAAGAGGUGAAGGUGAAAUUUGAAGAAGUGAUAGUGAAGAGUGAAGAAGUGAAGGUGGAAUAUGAAGAU
Lethenteron reissneri (Far Eastern brook lamprey) is the source of this 1947-nucleotide messenger RNA. RefSeq names its product zinc finger protein 84-like. Lineage: Eukaryota; Metazoa; Chordata; Hyperoartia; Petromyzontiformes; Petromyzontidae. The record is from RefSeq and is a predicted model, not a curated record. Gene Ontology annotation, cellular component: nucleus. Gene Ontology annotation, molecular function: RNA polymerase II cis-regulatory region sequence-specific DNA binding; DNA-binding transcription factor activity, RNA polymerase II-specific. Gene Ontology annotation, biological process: regulation of transcription by RNA polymerase II.